AGAGCGGUUCUUUUAAACCUGAAUGCUGCUGACUCAUUGACAGAUUUAGAAGUCCAGAGGCGAGUGGUGUUGCCUGAUACCGCACACAUCAACAGAGUGGGCAUUAAAGAAGUCUCAGCUCCUCUUCAGUGCACUGUAUAUCCUCCUCUGAAACCACAUCGCUUUGCACAAGGCCGCACAAGUUUGCAGGAGACGCAGAUGGUGAAGAUGAAAGGACAGGAGAGAGGAGAGGAAGUCAGCCUGAGGAGGGUGAACCACAGACACUGCCAAGAAGUGAUGAAGCUGAUGUCAAGGUGCUCAGACUGAAACAAGACUCGGAAAUGAGAAGACAAGUCGUAAAUUCUACAGAUGGUGACAGAGGGCGAUUGUAGUAAAACAUGAGGUCUUUGCUCAAGCUGUAUAGUAGCAGGGUGAGCCCCUGAAAACGGUGGGAACCCCCUAAUCUGAGAUGUUUAACUGCAUUGGACCUGUAACGUUUGCAGAAGCGAGACCACCCACCGACCCUCCACUGCUCUCACCGCCCCUACUUUAAAGGAGAAAGAGGCAGAGGUAGGAAGGGAGUGAACAGAGAGCAGAAAGAGGAAGCAGCAUGUAACAAAUAUCUCCGACCUCAAACUGCAGAAGUUCUCUUUUUUUUAAAAUUUAAAUCGCAUAACGAUGUGCUCGGAGGAACAUUUCCCACUUGGACUGUCUGUGAGUGGAAGAUGACGGGAGGUUUUCUGAGCGUCCCCAUCAUGAGGCCUAACCACUGCUGGACCAUCCUGUAUGUGUCCAUCUUCGCAGUGCUGCUUCUCACCUUGAACGCUGACAGUGAAGAUUCAGACUGUGAAAUUGAACUGAGAGUACGACGCCACACAGUUUUUAAUGUUUCCUCUGGGCAAGACUUAAAGAUUAACUGCACAGUUCGUUUCUGCAACGACUCACCACCAACAGUCUCCUGGUAUAAAUUUGAGAAAAGUGAUGUUCCUGUCAAUGUGAGCAGUGGCGGACACAUUAAAACAGAGUGGGAAAAAGUAAAACAUUUGGAAGGAAUAUCAUAUUUGAUCUUCAAAAACAUUCACAUGAGCGACUCAGGUUCAUAUCAGUGUCGAAGUGGUCUCAUUAUGGGACACAACAUCAACGUCUCUGUCAAUGAUGCUGAUCUCCCCAAUGUUACACAAAAGACUGAAACAAUCAGCACAAGUGUGACAUCUGAUCCCCCCAAUGAUGACAAUUGGAUGUACGUGUACACUGCUGCUGGGAUAGUGGCCUUCGUCAUCAUGGUGAUAAUUAUAUCUGUGGCAUCAAUGCAAAGCUGUAAAGGGAAAUCAAAGAAAGAGACGCAAACUGAUAAUCAGUACAUGGCAAUCGCCAUGGUCGAGCAACCCUUCCCGCACCCCGGCCUUCAGGGUUCACCGAGAGGAAGCCCCGCUCCGCCGCCAUCUCGGAGAUCUACCCGGAGAAAGACACCGCCCUCGCAACCCAAUGAGCUGCCGUUACCAGGAGACAACGAGCACCUUUACGGCAGGAUACCAGAGGACAGAGAGAGACAGAGGAAUACGGCGGAGGAAGAGGGCUCUGUAGUGUACGCUGCCCUCAACCAUCAGCUUCCUCCUAGGGCCGCUGCUCGACCCCGGAGGCCGAUGGAGGAGUGUUCAGAGUACGCGGCGAUCCGUGUGAAAGACCGCUAGACACUAGAAAACCAUUGACGAACAUUUCAAACUGGUACAUCCUAGAGGAGCUCAGACAUCCCACCCAAUGUACCCUUUAAUGUAAGCGCUAAUAUUAGCAUCUCCACUAUUUGGUCAGUACUUUAAAGGCCCUGUACACCUCAUGUAUCUGUGAUAAUGGAUGCUCUUCAAACCAAGCCGAAACUGGCACAAACCAGCACACUUUGACUUAAAUCAGUCGCAGUGACACUUCACAUCACUGAACAGAUUAAAUGUACCAAAGCAUCAAUACCACCUGCUGCUGUUUGAUCAUUAGCUGAUAGAGAUUUAAUGGCAGAGCUGUUGCCCCAUAAGCUGUCCGCACUCUCAACCAGUACGACCAAAUGAAGCACAGCCAGCGAUGGCCCUAACAGGUGCAACAACAGAAUUAAGCCCUGUUUCCACCAAGCAGUUCAGUUUGCUACACAUGUUUUGGGUUUCCAUUGUCAAAAGUUGUGGAUGGUACCAAUAGAACCACUCUGUUGCUGUCGAGGAAGCUAGCAGUUGUUUUUCAGCAGUUUUUUGUCAAACAAAGCUCAUUUCGUUGUUGUGGGCUAAUAAACAACUGCAUACCGUGUGUGCAUGUGCAAGUGAGAGAGAGAGAGAGAGAGAGAGAGAGAGAGAGAGUGAAAGUGCCUAUUAAUAGAAGAGGAAAAGAGGAAAAGGUUAGCAGUAAGUGGUCAGUCACUGCGGUGGAAACCAAAUUUAGAGCGUAGGCACGUGUAGGUAAGGGGGUCUGAGGUACUGUACUGAAAGUGUCUGAUGGAAAUGAGGCUGAAGGGCAAUUACAGUCUCAACACAUCUGCAUAACUGUACCACAGGGCUUUUAACAUACACAAGAACGGAAGGAGAUGUCAGACAAAUUACCCAUGCAGCGCAGAAGCUGAGCAGCUUGAGUAUGUUUUGUUGAAUUGCUAACAUCGUGAAUUUUCCACCUUUAACUCCUCUUUAUGCCAACAAUUCAGAGAAAGGUACUUAUACUGGUUCAGCUAUGAGGUUGCCUUGCUGGUGCAGGAUUUAAGUCAUACAAGAGUCUGAGCUACCAAAUUACUGGUGCAUCAUCGCCCCUCGCUGGGAUAUUAAGAGAGCUACAGACAAUACAAGUUAUAGGAUAAGACUGAUGAUAUUCUGUCUUUUUCUUAUUGUCAACAAAUCCCAUAAAAAAAGCAUCCUGCUAACAAGCACCGUGUGUAUUCAACACCUGAUACAUCUCCCUCCUCUGUGCCGUUAAGCUCUAUUAUUGUCCAAAAACUUUUAAAAACACAUGAAUGAGCCACAUUGACGUGUUCCUUCAUCACCAUGAACACACGCACUGUAGUUCACAUUGACUCAAUCGCACACUGCUGUAAAAACUCACUAGAACACUGAACUGUAUUAAUCCGCAGCUGAAAAUAGUCCCUAACAAAUUCAGCAUUUACUCCUGUAAACAUCACUUGUUUUCAAAGCUUUACGUCUUCAGUAAGAACCCGUGUGUUUGGUGCUGAGUACCACAGACAAGAGUGUUGAGAGGUGGAUUUGUUAACAAUAAGACAAGUAUAGUUAUAAUCACACCAGCCUUGUCCUGUGUAAAUCUGCACCGUCUUUUAUCAAACUAAAUGUAUUUUUAUAGAAUCUUUGCAAACUGUCUACAACUAAUACGGAUUGUUUGUGAUCUGUGAUUUGUGGUUUGAAUGUUUUAUGUCUGUAAACUUGUGCUGUUGCACAUCCGUGACUUGAAUUUAUCUUGCUGAUGACAUUGCGUAUGAAAACAGUAAUGGUUUCAUGACCUUACAACUUGUAUCAUAUCAACUAUUGACUCAUUUUCUGACUAUAUGAAUGACUACUUUGUAAUUAUGUGUUUCACAACCUUUUAGAAGGAUUGUGUUUCUUCACCUGGUUAAUAAGAGAAUGUAAUCAUAAUCUCAUAAUUUUGUGCAAUCAAAUAUCAUUAUGUAUCUAUAACUGUUUGAUUUGAAUUAAGAUUAUAUGACGCAAUCA
Messenger RNA from Dicentrarchus labrax (European seabass), 3665 nucleotides. RefSeq names its product B- and T-lymphocyte attenuator. The coding region runs from base 705 to 1670 and encodes 321 amino acids. Gene Ontology annotation, biological process: immune response-regulating cell surface receptor signaling pathway. The record is from RefSeq and is a predicted model, not a curated record. Gene Ontology annotation, cellular component: plasma membrane. NCBI's taxonomy places the organism in Eukaryota, Metazoa, Chordata, Actinopteri, Moronidae. The transcript is spliced from 6 exons. Gene Ontology annotation, molecular function: signaling receptor activity.